Molecule: messenger RNA, 2330 nt
Organism: Drosophila eugracilis
Lineage: Eukaryota; Metazoa; Arthropoda; Insecta; Diptera; Drosophilidae
Product: G-protein coupled receptor moody
Exons: 4
Coding region: 249-1814 (521 amino acids)
Biological process (GO): G protein-coupled receptor signaling pathway
Cellular component (GO): membrane
Molecular function (GO): G protein-coupled receptor activity
Source: RefSeq, a predicted model, not a curated record
UGAAAUAUUGCCCCAUUGUGGGAGUCGAACAACUGGUUUGCCCAUGGUGGGUAUGGUGAGUGAGUUUUUCUAGUUCGCCUGCUGUUUUUUUCUCAAUAUUUUGUACGCUUGGCUGGCGGCGGCUGCCUUCGGGCUCACUUUUUGGGUGGAAACAAUGUGGAUGUGUGAAUGCGGAGAAUUCAGUUUUAGUACAAAUUCGGCGCAGGAACGAGCAACGCGCCCUCUUGCCAACCACAAAGUACCACGAGAUGUUCCUACCCGGCCCAAGUCCACUUCCAAUUGCGUUCAGUAAGGAAGAUCAGGUGCCGGGAGUUGCCCUGACGGAGAGUCUGGACCUGGACACGGACUCCGACCUAAGUCUGAAUCUGGAUGGGGAAAGACCGGUGCUGUUCGAGGGCUACUCGGAUGAGCUGCUGACCAUCGCCUGGGUAGCUUGCAUUGUGUUCAUCAUCGUGGGUGUGCCCGGCAAUCUGCUGACCAUCGUGGCCCUGUCUAGAGGCCGCCAGACGCGCAACUCUACGGCCAUAUUCAUCAUCAAUUUAUCCUGCUCGGAUCUACUCUUCGGCUGCUUUAAUCUUCCCCUGGCCGCAUCCACCUUCAUGAAGCGUGCCUGGACCCAUGGUGAUCUAUUGUGCAGGCUGUUCCCGAUGCUACGGUACGGCCUGCUGGCUGUAUCACUGCUCUCCGUCUCGCUGAUAACCAUUAACCGGUACAUCAUCAUCGCCCAUCCCAGGCAGUAUCCAAGGAUCUACCAGCGACGAUACUUGGCUCUAAUGGUGGCCGGCACUUGGGUUACAACAUUUUCCAUUAUGAUACCCACCUGGCGGGGUGUGUGGGGUAUCUUUGGUCUGGAUACCGAUAUUGGAUCUUGCUCCAUUUUGCACGAUCGGUAUGGCAGGUCGCCCAAGGAGUUCCUCUUCAUCGCCGCCUUCAUGGUGCCGUGCAUCUGCAUUGUUAUCUGUUAUGCCAGAAUCUUCCUGCUAGUGCGGAAGGCAGCUAUUCGAGCGGGAACAGCUGGCAAGAGCAAUGUCAGUGAUGUGACCCCCACGUCCACAACCCAGUACCAGGCACAAGCCAUGCCCAUGCAAAAGAGACCGGAGAAGGCGAGCACGUCCAGCGGCGAGCCACAGGAACCAAUACCAGGACGACCAUUUGUGGUCGAGGAGGAGCUUGCGUACAUCGAUGACAAUGCUUCGGCGGACAGUCUACCCAUCUCUUAUAGCAUCAGGAGAAGAGAUGAGGAUCAGCAGAAGCGACCAGUGGAUGCCAACGUGGUGCUCAAGGAACGGGAGAAGGAAAAGGAACGGGAUCAGGAGAAGAUCACCCUGGGACGCCGUCAAACACAAUUGGAGAUGGGCAAGACCGUUGGAAAGAACCCCAUCACCACUUCUUUGCGCACCUCGUUCACCCGCUUCAGUCCACGGAAAUCACACUAUACCUCCAUGGGCAAUACCUCGAAUGCUUCCUCCAUUUACCCGGGAAGGAUGAGUGCCAAGGACCGAAGGUUGCUUAAGAUGAUAUUGGUGAUAUUCGUAUGGUUUGUUAUCUGCUACCUGCCCAUAACAGUGGCCAAAAUAUGGAAGAGCGCCACCGAGAUGCACUUAUUUAACAUCGCCGGCUACCUGCUCAUCUACUUGACCACCUGCAUCAAUCCGCUGAUCUACGUGCUAAUGAGCUCGGAAUACCGAAGGGCCUACUGGAACCUUUUGCGCUGUCAUGGAUCUCCUGACCCCCACAAGCAGCGGAAUCAGGGCCACGCCAAUGCCAAGUGGAAGCAAAUGGAGUCCAAUCGUCAGGUGAAGGCCACAACGUGACUUAGCCAGGUGCGAGGGAUCCACCCACCUUAACAUCUACGUCAUUGCCUUCAUCGUCCUCCGUCCCAGCAGGAUAAGAUAUGUGUGCCAUUCUAUAUGAUGGGAUAAGUCAUUAUGUUUGGUCUGCGGUAAGAAACGAUCCACAUAUGUAUUAUCGAUCAGUAGAUAUACCCCCUGAUCCCUUGGUGAUUUUUUUGUAUCUCCAAACACGAUAUCUAGUCACACGAUCUGUCCAGAUCGUCCCUUCCACGCACACACGAAAACACAGAUCACCCAUCUAUAUCUAUAUAAUGUAGGAACUCCAGAAGUGUAUUGCAUUUUAUACCAAAUGACUUUAAUAUCUGGUUUACAUUUGAAUUCCAUGUUUAAGAACAAUCGAUGUUUGUUUUUGUUUGAGUUUUGUUUUUCUUUUCUUUUUUUUUUGCUUGUCGCUAAUUAUUGUACCAAUACAUAAUAGAUAUAUCCGUAUAUGGAUAUACCCUAUCUAUGCCCCCAAUAAAUGCUUCGAAUAAUUGA